Diachasmimorpha longicaudata is the source of this 6480-nucleotide messenger RNA. RefSeq lists its product as uncharacterized. The record is from RefSeq and is a predicted model, not a curated record. The coding region runs from base 1 to 6480 and encodes 2159 amino acids. NCBI's taxonomy places the organism in Eukaryota, Metazoa, Arthropoda, Insecta, Hymenoptera, Braconidae. Gene Ontology annotation, molecular function: nucleic acid binding. The transcript is spliced from 8 exons. Gene Ontology annotation, biological process: DNA integration.
AUGGCCUCCUUUGAGGUUACCCUGGGGCUGAACACAUCGAGAGGUGCAUUCAUCGAAAGGGUGCAUAACGAACUGCUCGAUAAUGAGGUGGACCAGCUCACCAUAACAUCCCUACAUGCCAAGCUGGAUAUCCUCGAAACUUAUUGGGAGAAGUUCGAGGCCACUCAUGAGAAGCUCGUCGGUGGGAGCGCGAAGGUGGACAACGUCUUGGAGUUGUCAUACUUCAAGGACAGCCUCUUUGAUCGGACCAUCGUACACUAUCACGAGGCCAAGGGGAUUCUGGUUCAGCUCAUAGACAGGAAGGGGGUGUCCACCGGCUCACGUCGCUCUGCCGCAGGGGGAACAGCUCAACCUUCAACGGCUAAAAGGUGCCUGCCAGAAAUUGCUCUUCCCAAAUAUUCUGGGGUAUUCUCGGAAUGGAGGUCCUUCCGAGAUUUGUUCAGCUCACUGGUCGGCUCAAACCCAGAUAUUCCAAACGUGGAGAAGAUGCAUUACUUGAGGACGAGCCUCAAGGAUGAGCCAGCUCGAAUCAUCUCCAACAUCGCCAUCUCUGAUGACUCAUUUGCCUCUGCUUGGGAACUGCUCCUUACGCGCUAUGAAAAUAAGCGCCUCCUCGUCUCGGCGCAGCUCGAGCGCCUACUCAACCCACCAGGGAUGACCGCUCACAGUGCUCGAGAGUUAAACACUCUAUUGACCACUGUCGCCGAAGCAUUGAACGCUCUGGAGGCAUUAGGGUCACCGACUGCUCAUUGGGAUCAGGUCCUCGUCUACGUGGUAUCCAAACGGCUCAGCUCGAAGCUCCGAGAAGCAUGGGAAGUGAAAGUCGGGUCGUCCACCGACUUCCCCAGCUUCUCAGCUUUCAAGGACUUCCUCACCGGGAGAGCUCGUGCCAUGGAGAGCAUGGAGAUUAAUACGCCCGCUCGCUCUACGGAUCAGGCUACGAGGCCUACUACUGUCAGCUCAAGAAGGCCUCCCCUGUCGGUCAAGGUGCAUCAUGCAGCUGCUCCACAGCCACAGCAGACCAGGCCAACUCCCAGGAACACCUCAUCAGGGAAAGUGACGUACCCCUGCUCAAUGUGUCAGGCAGACCACUAUCUGUCAACCUGCACAUCAUUUCGUCAGCUCAACGGUCCAGCUCGUCGGGAGAUAGUGGAAAGGUACUAUCUCUGCUACAACUGUCUCGGUCGUCAUUCAGUCAAGGACUGCAGAUCGCAGACGAGAUGCCAGCUCUGUGGAGGUCUCCAUCAUACGAUGCUACACUCCACCUCGACCACAGCUCCACCUAAGCCCAGUCAAAGGCCAUCUUCUAGGACCGCUCAAGGUACUGCUCAAAACCAAGCUGCAUCGUCAUCAGCUCGACCAUCUGGGGUACCAAUGGUCACGUACACCUACGGGGAUGGGGUCACUACUAUUGCCGUUUCGUGCUCAGCUCGUCAGCUCGAUUCUGGAAUUACUGGUUGCCGUCCUGGGGUACUUCUGGCUACGAGUCUAGCUUAUCUCGUGUGCCCAGAUGGAGCCGCUCACCGCAUUCGUCUGCUCAUCGACCCAGGAUCAGAGAUAUCUCUUAUUGGGGACCAGAUUGUGCGUCGUCUCGGACUUACCCGGUCCAAGACUUCACUACUUAUUUCCGGAAUCGGAAACUCGGCAUCUGGGCCGGCACUAGGCAAGGUACCGCUCACUAUACAGUCCACUCAUUCUUCAUUUCAGCUGAGAGUCACGGCUUAUGCUCUCAGCCAGCUCACCACAUCGUUACCGACGUUUACACCCGGACAGCUCAAGUGGGAUCAUCUUGAAGGGUUACAACUCGCUGAUCCCAGCUUCCAAGCACCAGCACCAAUUGACGUCUUACUUGGUGCUGACGUCUACGGUCAGCUCAUCCUGCCAGAGGUCAUUACACAUGACCCAGGAUCACCAUCGGCUCAGCUCACCCGACUCGGAUGGGUCAUCUUCGGGCCCACUGAAAGUGUUGCGUUAGCUCACACGGCCACAGCUCACCUGGCGGUAUCCAAUGAGGACCUCGAUGGCUUACUCACCAGGUUCUGGGUCCAGGAAGAGGUUCCUGAGACUUCAGAGAUACAACUCACCGACGAGGAAGCUCAAUGCGAGGAACACUUUCGGCGGACACACACCAGGGACUGCUCCGGACGUUACAUUGUCCGGUUACCGCUCAAGGCUCCGCCCUCAGUGCUUGGGGAUUCACGAACGUCAGCGCUCGCAUGCCUUCACCGACUGCUCCGGAAGUUCUCCCGUGAUGAGGAAUACCAUCAACUCUAUACAGACUUCCUCAAGGAAUAUGAAGCCCUUGGCCAUAUGCGCCGGGUCUCCGGACAGCUCACUCAGACAGCUCAUCGACAGCGUAUGGGGGAGUACACAGCUCUCGGGACGACCUUAGCACAUGAAGCUCCGGCUUCAGGAGGGUUGAGGGUCCCGAAUAGCUCGUACUCCGCUCAGGCUGUCACUUCUCCGGAAUAUUUCUUUCCUCACCACGGUGUCGUCCGAACCAGCAGCGAGACGACUAAGAUGAGAGUCGUGUUCAACGGCUCCCAUAAGACCAGCUCGGGGCAGACGCUCAAUGAGAUUAUGCAUACUGGAGCCAAACUCCAGAGAGACAUUGCUGAUGUACUGCUCUUCACUCGACGGCAUAAGCUCAUCUUCAUGACGGACAUCACCAAGAUGUUCCGCCAAAUCGGAGUACAUCAGGAUGAUUGGCCGCUCCAACAGAUACUUUGGGCCGAUGCAAAUGGGAACGUCACAACAUAUCAGCUCACCACCGUCACGUAUGGAACUAGAUCCGCUCCAUUUCUUUCCAUACGUGUCUUGAACCAGCUCGUGGAGGACGAGGGCAGUAACUAUCCUCUCGCCGUGGAGCCGCUCACGAAAGGACGAUAUGUAGAUGAUAUUUGCGGAGGUGCUGACUCGGAGGAGGAGUUACUCAAGACCGCUCAUCACGUGACUCAACUUUGCCAAUCAGGCGGCUUCCCGUUGGCAAAAUGGCACUCCAACAGUGCAGGUCUGCUCAGCACACUCAGGUUGGACAGCACCUCCCACGAUCAAAAGGUGAUCGAGGACUCGAUCACCAAGAUCUUAGGAGUCUCAUGGCACCCAGGCACGGACAGCUUCACGUUCUCCAUCGCUCGGCCUGAAACCAACUCCAUCUCAAAACGAAUCAUUCUGUCGGAAACCGCUCAGCUCUUCGACCCACUUGGCUUCCUCGCGCCAGUGGUGGUACGAGCGAAGAUACUACUACAGGCGCUCUGGAUUGAGAAACUGGGAUGGGAUGACCCAGUUUCCCCGACAACAGCGCAUCGAUGGCGACAGUUCAGGGAUGAGCUCAACCAGUUGUCGGAGGUCACCGUGCCACGAUGGCUAGGACUGCUCAAGGGCUUCGACGUGGAAGUCCAUGGAUUCUCCGACGCAUCUCAGGUGGCUAUGGCUGCUGUCAUUUACCUGAAGGUUCCGCACCUACCUGGAAAUGGUAUAACGCUCGUCUGCUCCAAGACUAAAGUAGCCCCGCUCAAACGGCUGACCAUCCCACGCCUGGAACUUACGGCUGCCCUGCUCCUAGCCAAGCUCAUACGUUACGUUCAGGAUCAGCUCAACCUCAGCGCAGCGCCCACAUACCUCUGGACGGAUUCCUCCGUAACACUCACAUGGAUCUGCUCCCACCCAUCACGAUGGAAAGAAUUCGUGAGGAAUCGUGUCGCUCUUAUCCAAGAGCUAACUCAGCCAAGUCACUGGAGGCUGGUGCCUGGCAAGGAGAAUCCAGCAGAUUGUGCUUCUCGAGGUCUCACCGCGCAACAGUUAGCUGCACAUAAGCUGUGGUGGACAGGCCCACCAUGGCUACAACAGGAUAGCUCAUCUUGGCCAACUCACGUUCUAGAAAGGGACCUCAAUGUGGACCUCGAAGAGAAACCGGGUCAGAUUUACUACGGCGCCGCUCAGCAAAUAGCUAUUUGGGAUCUCAUCGAUAAGUUCUCUUCGUUCAACCGACUACUUCGGAUCACCGCGAUCUGCUCAAGGUUCAUCGCUCGGCUUAGGAGGGUUCCUAAUACGUCACUCCAUUAUCCGCUCACGCUCAGCGAACUGGAAGACGCACGGCUCCUUUGGAUCAAGCUCACCCAGACAGCUCAUUUCAGGGAGGAACUACGGAUCAUCUCUCGCGGGGAGAAAUUCACCAGGUCCCAUCCGCUCACCAAGCUCACCCCGUUUAUCGAUCGUCAAGGGAUCCUGCGUGUUGGUGGACGGCUCAGGUUCGCACAGCUCGACCCCGAGAGCAAAAAUCAAGCAAUCAUCCCGAAGGAAUCGCAACUGGCUCGCUUGCUGAUAAGCCAAGCUCACCUAAGGACACUUCACGGCGGGACACAGCUCACUCUUCGUCAGCUCAGGACAGCUUACUGGAUCCUCGGAGGCCGAGCUCCAGUACGCUCCUUCAUCCUUAAAUGCGUGAAGUGCGCUCGACAACGUGGGAUACGUGCUCAACAGCUCAUGGGACAGCUGCCACCAGCCCGACUCACCCCCGCUCGCGCCUUUCUCAACACGGGGGUUGAUUACGCCGGCCCCAUAUCGCUCCGGUCCUGGAAGGGACGGGGCCACAAGUCAUACAAGGGAUGGUUGGCUAUCUUUGUCUGUAUGACCACCUCAGCCGUGCAUCUCGAGGUAGUAUCAGACUACUCAGCUGAUACAUUCCUAGCGGCAUACAGACGUUUCUCCAGUCGGCGCGGGAUCGCUCACACCUUAUUCAGCGACUGCGGUACCACCUUUCUCGGCGCUGAUAGGGAGCUCAGGAGGCUAUUCAUAGCAGGAUCAUCCAAAUCUCGACAGCUCGCCCAGCUCCUCAUUCAAGAUGGGACUCAAUGGUCCUUCAACCCUCCAAGCGCACCACACUUCGGAGGCAAAUGGGAGGCGGCAGUGAAGUCGGUGAAAUAUCAUCUCACCCGGACUAUUGGGGAGGACCUGCUCACCUUCGAGGAACUUACCACCUUGCUCACCCAAGUUGAGGCAGUUCUCAACUCACGGCCGCUUGAACCGCUCACUGAUGAUCCUGAUGACUGCUCGGCUCUGACACCAGGGCAUUUCCUUAUAGGCCAGGCUCCUACGACUCUUCCAGAGCCAUCACUGGAGAAUCUUAACAUCUCUAGACUCUCCCGAUGGCAGCUCAUCCAACAAAAACUCCAAGGGUUCUGGAAGAGAUGGUCCACAGGAUAUCUCCAACGUCUACAGGCCAUAUCCAAGUGGUACCACCCAACUCACGACAUCAACGUCGGCUCUUUAGUCCUACUCACGGACGAGAGGUUUCCUCCAUCAAAGUGGCCUCUCGCCCGAGUGACCGCUCUUCACCCUGGCAAGGAUGGGCUUACGCGAGUAGUCACACUCCGGACCGCUCAGGCGACGUUAACGCGCCCCAUCGUUAAGCUCGUACUCCUGCCACUCGUCAGCUCAUUGGCCUUCACCUGGACUUCGUCAACCCUGACGGAUUUACGACCCGGCACGAUCAGCGAGGUCCACCGUGAAGAUGGAGUCACCCGGAUUGGACGGGAUUUACGACCCCCCCCCCCCAACGUCUCGGAUGAUUCCAAGCUUAGCCAGCACACCAAGGAUCAGCUCUUCGGACAGCUACAGGGUGAUCCACCCAGCAUACGCUCUGUGAAUAUUUUUGAUUCCCAAAUUGUUGUUUUAGGUCAUAUUGUUCAUCGACAGCUACACUCAAGACCUAUUUCACAUUUUUUGGGUGAUGGGGCGCCACUUUCUGGACCGCUCACAGCCAUCCGGCAUAAGGGGGAUGCCCCACCACCGACCUCGAGGCCCCUCGAAAUCGUCCGAUUGAGCGAUCGGGCAGCCUCGCUCGUUCACUUUCGUCCGGGAUUCAACCGCUCAAAUAUUGAUAAUCGAAUUAUAAAGCACCGCUCAUUAUUGAGGCAUUUAUAUUUCAUUACCAUCCGGCAUAAGGGGGAUGCCCCACCACCGACCUCGAGGCCCCUCGAAAUCGUCCGAUUGAGCGAUCGGGCAGCCUCGCUCGUUCACUUUCGUCCGGGAUUCAACCGCUCAAAUAUUGAUAAUCGAAUUAUAAAGCACCGCUCAUUAUUGAGGCAUUUAUAUUUCAUUAUGACGUGCCGUGUAACCGGUUAUCUAUUUUUUUUUGGACUGCUCAAACCCACCCACACCGAUCCCCUCCGAUCCAGAACAUUCUUCCAACAUUUUUUGGUCCUUCGAGCCGGAUUGGAGGAACAUUUCGUGUUAAUUGGUGAAAUUGUGCGAGUGUGUGAGUGGGAAAAAUCGGCUCAGCGCGGGAAGCAUAGCGGCAUUCGCAGUGCCGCCCCACCAUCAACGAGGGCCCGCCCCUGCCGUCCGACAGUGUCGCCCCAACCACGCCGAGCGCCACCGGCACUUGAUAGUGCCGUCUCACCACAACCAGGGCCCGCUCCUACCAUUCGACAGUACCGACCCUCCAUCAUCGAGGGCCUGCUCCUGCCGUUCAGAUAG